AUGAAAGACCGCUCAAAAUUUAUCACUCUAGACACGGUUUCCUACCUCUGGAACCACCUCAAUCUUCCUGAAGCAUCUCUUCAAUCCCUCUAUCUAUCCGACCCGGACAUCCCAGGACUGCCCUCUUCGUUCAAAAUUGGACAUCUAGCACAGAGCACAAUAGCUCUCUCCGCCCUCACUGCUUCCCUACUACACGCAACCCGCAACGGAACCCUCAUCCUGCCUCGCGUGCAAGUCGCCCUCCACCAUGCAUGUGCCGAGUUCAAAUCCGAACGUCUGUACCGUCUCGACGGUCAUCCACCGCCUGAUACAUGGGGGCUCAUCGGUGGGCUUCAUGCAACGCGUGACGGAUACGUGCGUAUUCACGACAAUUGGGAGCACCACCGGCAAGCCGCGCUCCAUCAACUGCGGCUACCGAGCAAUGCAUCGCGCGCCCAGGUCGCCGAGACGUUGAAGAAUCAUUCUGCCAUUGAGCUUGAGAGAGCGGCGUCUCGUUAUGGAAGUGUGAUUACCGCACUUCGCUCUUAUGAGCAGUGGGACUCCACCCCACAGGCCUCUGCUAUAUCGGACCACCCUAUUCAGAUCAGCAAACUCGCCUCCGGGGGUCGGGACAGUGUACCCAGACGGCUUGAGCCAGGCAAUGAUCGCUGUUUGCGUGGAGUCCGGGUCCUAGACCUAACUCGCGUGAUCGCUGGCCCCGUAGCCGGACGUGUGCUGGCAUCUCACGGCGCAGAUGUUCUCUGGGUAACAGGACCAGGAAUGCCUGAGCUACCACCUCUGGACCGUGAUUUCAGCCGUGGAAAGCGGAGUAUCCAACUAGAUCUGAAUUCUGCCGCCGGCAAAGCCAAGUUACUCGACCUCGUACGCGGGGCGGACGUCUUCAUCCACAAUUAUAGACCUGAUAGUCUAGCAGCUAAGGGGCUUGGUCCAUCCGAUCUAGCGGCGGUUAAUCCAAAUAUCAUUUACGCCGAGCUCUCUGCAUACGGUAGUAAAGGUCCCUGGAGCCAGAGUCGUGGGUUUGAUUCGCUUGUUCAAACAUGCUCGGGCAUGAACAUAUCCGAGGCAGAGCAUUCCGGCGCUGGCGACUUGGCAAAGCCAAUGCCAUGUCAGGCAUUGGAUCAUGGUGCUGGGUUCUGUCUUGCUUCGGGAAUUAUAGCUGCGCUGUACCAUAGGACUGUCUCCGGGUCGUCGUGGAAGGUCGAGGUGUCUUUAGCGGGUGUUAUGAAGUACCUUCGGUCGUUAGGUCAGUAUCCCGGCAACUCCGGAUUCCAGUGUCAGGACAUAAUAUGGGGGGGAGGAUAUCAUUGGUUUUUUGGAAACCAAGUCUUCUGUUUUUGGUGA
This is a messenger RNA of Penicillium manginii, 1341 nucleotides long. Its product is annotated as CAIB/BAIF family enzyme. The record is from RefSeq and is a predicted model, not a curated record. Gene Ontology annotation, molecular function: catalytic activity. NCBI's taxonomy places the organism in Eukaryota, Fungi, Ascomycota, Eurotiomycetes, Eurotiales, Aspergillaceae. The transcript has a single exon. Bases 1 to 1341 code for a protein of 446 amino acids.